Musa acuminata AAA Group (dessert banana) is the source of this 935-nucleotide messenger RNA. RefSeq lists its product as uncharacterized. The record is from RefSeq and is a predicted model, not a curated record. The coding region runs from base 164 to 733 and encodes 189 amino acids. Gene Ontology annotation, biological process: regulation of alternative mRNA splicing, via spliceosome. NCBI's taxonomy places the organism in Eukaryota, Viridiplantae, Streptophyta, Magnoliopsida, Zingiberales, Musaceae. The transcript is spliced from 3 exons.
CUUUAAAAACCAAAGGCCUCACGCAGAAAUCAGGGUGCGUUUUUUUGUCCGAGAAGGGGGGCGAAUCCGAUCUGAGAGGCUUUAAAAACCAAAGGCCUCACGCAGAAAUUAGGGUGCGUUUUUUUGUCCGAGAAGGGGAGGAAGAAGAGCCGGUGCGCGAGGGAUGAAGAAGUACGGACUCCAGCUUCGAUUUCCGCCGGCGCAGAAGACCUCGAAGCCAGCUCCUCCUCGCCCUCCCCCUCCUGCCUGCGCUUUCGGCGGCGGCGACGACGAGGAUGACGUCGAGAGGGAAAUCUCACGGCAGGCGUCCAAGAACAAGUCUCUCCAGAAGAUCGAGGAGCAGCACAAAAAGGCAAUGGAAGAGGAUCCCUCGGUCUUCGACUACGACGGGGUUUACGACGAGAUGAAGGGGAAGAUUGCGCGCCCCAAGGUUCAGGAUCGAACGGAGAGAAAGUCAAAGUAUAUAGAAACACUUAUGGAGAAAGCAAAACAACGUGAGCGGGAACAUGAAAUUGUAUAUGAGAGAAAGCUGCUGAAAGAGAGGAGCAAGGAUGAUCACCUUUUUGCAGAUAAGGAAAAGUUUGUAACCAGUGCCUACAAGAAAAAGCUAGCAGAACAAGCAAAAUGGUUGGACGAAGAGAGGCUGCGCCAAAUUCGUGAAGAAAGAGAUGAUGUAAGUGGCUCGUAUCUUUCUUUUUGCUGCUUUGCUUUAUUUUUCUUGUUGCAUAUGUAAUGUGAUUUAUGCAACCUUUUGUGCAUAAAAAACAUCCACUGUUCAACAAAAUGUGGUGUAUUCGACAAUUGAUUUUGUUUUUCUCUGGUGGAAGAAUAAAAGCUUAAAAUCACUUCAUUGUUGUAGAAUCAGCUCAUCAGCAAUUGCCUUUUGUAUGUUUAUCUGGGCUUUUUUGAGAAGCCAAAACCAUGAGUUUGUCGGG